Ahaetulla prasina is the source of this 4253-nucleotide messenger RNA. RefSeq names its product lysine demethylase 2B (gene KDM2B). Gene Ontology annotation, molecular function: zinc ion binding; protein binding; transcription coregulator activity. Gene Ontology annotation, biological process: regulation of transcription by RNA polymerase II; protein demethylation. The record is from RefSeq and is a predicted model, not a curated record. Bases 276 to 4103 code for a protein of 1275 amino acids. NCBI's taxonomy places the organism in Eukaryota, Metazoa, Chordata, Lepidosauria, Squamata, Colubridae. The transcript is spliced from 23 exons.
GAGGUGGGGAGGGGGGUCUCCACGUAGGUAAAGGCAGGAGGAGCCCACUCUGCAAGGCUAGUGUGCAAGAACUUGGUAUUCCUCCCCCCCAACCCUCAUCCCCGAGUCGAGAAGCACCCGAGUCGCGGGCAAAGCCUUCCCACCGCUGCAUCGGCCGGCGGCUCUACGACGAGAACGAGGACGUGUCCGACGUGGAGGAGAUCGUCAGCGUCCGCGGCUUCGACCUGGACGACAAGCUGAGGAGCCGCAGCUACCGCGGGGACUUCGUGCGGCCCAUGGACGGCCAAGAUUUCACUUUUGAAUACGUGCAGCAGGAAGCGCUAAAAGUCCCUCUCAUCUUCCGAAGUAAGACUGGACUGGGAAUUAAGAUGCCUGACUCCAGCUUCACUGCCCAAGAUGCUAAGAUGCUUGUGGGGAGCCGCCGAAUCGUGGAUGUGGUGGAUGUCAACACCCAGAAAGGCGUUGAGAUGAGCAUGGCUCAAUUUGUGCGCUAUUACGAAACCCCCGAGGCGGAGCGCGAGAAGCUGUACAACAUGAUCAGCCUGGAAUUCAGCCACACCAAACUAGCCAACAUUGUCAAGCGUCCCAAUGUGGUGGAUUUGGUAGACUGGGUGGACAACAUGUGGCCGCGGCAUUUAAAGGAAAGACAGACCGAGUCCACAAAUGCCAUUUCGGAGAUGAAAUAUCCCAAAGUGAAAAAGUACUGCUUGAUGAGCGUGAAAGGGUGCUUCACCGAUUUCCACAUUGAUUUCGGAGGCACUUCGGUGUGGUAUCACGUUUUCCGGGGAGGAAAGAUCUUUUGGCUGAUUCCGCCAACGUUGCAGAACCUAGAACUUUAUGAGGAAUGGGUUGUCUCUGGGAAGCAGAGUGACAUUUUUCUGGGGGACCGUGUGGAGCUGUGCCAAAGAAUUGAGCUGAAACAAGGGCACACUUUCUUCAUUCCUUCAGGGUGGAUCCAUGCGGUUUACACUCCAGUGGAUUCCUUGGUGUUUGGUGGAAACAUCUUGCAUAGCUUUAAUGUUCCCAUGCAGCUUCGCAUUUAUGAAAUUGAGGACAGAACAAGGGUACAAGCCAAGUUCCGCUACCCGUUUUACUAUGAGAUGUGUUGGUAUGUUUUGGAGAGAUACGUGUUCUGUCUAACCCAGCGCUCUCACUUCAACAGGGAGUAUCUACAAGAAUCAAUGUUAAUUGAUACCUCGAGGAAACGUAGCUUGGAUAGCUUCUCAUCCGAUUCCUGGGGAGACAUGGAUGAGGACUCGUGCGAUGUGCGUGCUCAGGAAGACAAGGAUAACAAUCCGGAAAAAGUCCCCAAGAUCUCGUCUGACCUCCCCUCUUCUCCUAACAGCACACACUCGGAGGGGAAAGAGACGUUGGGGAGGAAGCCAAAAUCUCGGUUCUUCAAAAGGACUCUGUCCAACGAGUCGGAGGAAAGUAUCAAAUCAGCCACGGUGGACUAUUCCAAAACUCCCACCGGGUCUCCUGCCACCGAGGUCCCCGCCAAAUGGACUCACUUGACCGAAUUUGAGCUGAAAGGUUUGAAGGCCCUGGUGGAAAAACUGGAAUCUCUUCCGGAGAACAAGAAAUGCGUCCCCGAAGGCAUUGAAGACCCUCAAGCUCUCCUGGAAGACAUGAAGAAUAUCCUGAAGGAACAUGCAGAGGAUGACCAGAAUCUGGCCAUCACUGGGAUUCCCGUGGUAUCCUGGCCUAAGAAAAAUGCCAAGAACCGGACAGUCGGGCGUCCGAAGGGGAAGCUGGGCCCUUCGUCUGCUGUGAAGCUUGCAGCGAACCGGACGACAGCAGGCGCGCGUCGGAGAAGGACGCGAUGUCGCAAGUGCGAGGCCUGCUUGCGGACAGAGUGCGGCGAAUGUCAUUUCUGCAAGGACAUGAAGAAGUUUGGGGGGCCUGGCCGCAUGAAACAGUCCUGCAUUAUGAGGCAGUGCAUCGCGCCGGUGCUACCCCACACCGCCGUUUGUUUGGUAUGCGGAGAAGCAGGGAAGGAAGACACGGUGGAGGAAGAAGAGAGCAAAUUUAAUCUGAUGCUUAUGGAGUGCUCCAUCUGCAAUGAAAUCAUCCAUCCCGGGUGCCUUAAGGUGCGGGAAUCGGACGGCGUGGUGAACGAGGAGCUUCCAAAUUGUUGGGAAUGUCCCAAGUGCAACCAUGCUGGGAAAACGGGGAAAGCGUACAAGCAAAAGCGGGGCCCUGGUUUCAAAUAUGCCUCCAACCUGCCAGGCUCUUUGCUCAAAGAGCAGAAGGUCAACCGAGAGAACAAGGAAGUCGUCCCCGAGAUCCCCAAGCGGAAAGUCGAGUGCGAGGAAUCACCCCGCAAGAAAUCCGACGAGCGGCCCCCGAAGCCCCCACUGGAUCCUCUCUUGAGGAGGAAGUCCUCAGAGGAAGCCCACCUGCGCCGCAAGCGGAAAUUCGAGAAACCCCAGGAGCCGGCGAUGAGGAAAAGGCUAAAACUUGGGAAAGAAGAGAAGCUGUUCAGGAAAAAGAGGCGCUCCUGGAAGACCCCGGAUGACCGGGUGGCCGCCCUCAAACCCCUGCGGCGCUUCAAGCAAGAAGGAGGGGAGGUCUUCCCAGAGGAACCUCCGAAAACCAAGGAGAGCGACCAGUCGCGUUCGAGCUCGCCCACCGCGGGGCCUAGUUCGGAAGGCACCGAGUCCCGGGAGAAGAAGAAAUGCAAGAUCCGUCGGAAAGCCCGCCUGCCCAACAAAGAACUGAGCAAGGAACUGAGCAAGGAGCUCAACCAGGAGAUCCAGAAGACCGAGAACAGCCUGGCCAACGAGGACCACCAACCCAUCAAAUCGGAGCCGGAGAGCGAGAGCGAGGAGGCCAAGCACCACCUCGGCCCGGAGCAGCCGCACCCGCUCACCAAGGGCUUCAACGGGACACCGCGGGAACUCCGCCACCAGCUCCUCUCCAGCCUCCGCAGCAGCAGCACCACCCCCACCCCCAGGACCAUCGCCCGGCCCCCUCCUUCCCUCUCGCCCCCCAAGUGCAUGCAGAUGGAGCGGCACGUGGUACGGCCGCCCCCCAUCAGUCCCCCGCCCGACUCGCUCCUGCUGGACGACGGAGCGGCCCACGUGAUGCAGAGGGAGGUGUGGAUGGCCGUCUUCCGCUGCCUCCGACCCAGGGAACUCUGCGUCUGCAUGAGGGUGUGCCGGACCUGGAAUCGGUGGUGCUGCGAUAAAAGGCUGUGGACCAAAAUAGACCUCAACCAUUGCAAAUCCAUCACCCCCUUGAUGCUGAGUGGCAUCAUCAGGAGACAGCCGGUUACGCUAGAUUUGAGCUGGACAAAUAUCUCGAAAAAGCAGCUGAGCUGGCUUAUCACCCGGCUUCCAGGUCUCCGGGAUCUGCUUUUGGCUGGAUGCUCGUGGAUUGCUGUGUCCGCACUCUGCAGCUCCAGUUGUCCCCUCCUUCGAACUCUGGACAGCCAAUGGGUGGAAGGCCUGAAGGAUGCCCAGAUGCGAGACCUCCUGUCGCCGCCAACUGACAACCGGCCAGGCCAGAUCGACAACCGAAGCAAGCUGCGGAACAUCACCGAUCUCCGCCUGUCCGGCUUAGACAUCACCGAUGCUUCUCUGCGUCUGAUUAUCCGCCACAUGCCUCUCUUGACCAAACUUAAUCUCAGCUACUGUAAUCACGUGACAGACCAGUCCAUCAACUUGUUAACGGCGGUGGGGACCACCACGCGGGACUCCCUAACCGAGGUUGUUUUGAAAGACUGCAACAAGGUGACGGAUCAGUGCCUGUCGUACUUCAAGCGCUGCGGGAGCAUCUGUCUCAUCGACCUCCGUUACUGCAAGCAGGUCAGCAGGGAAGGCUGCGAGCAGUUCAUCGCGGAGAUGUCGGUCAGCGUCCAGUUCAGCCAAACGGAAGAGAAAUUGCUGAAGAAGCUGAAUGUCGAGAGAACGGACUGGAGCGCGUGGGAACGUAUGACAGCCAGGUUAGCCGUUCGGUGCUCCGGUGGGACCGUUCGCUUCCUGGGAUUUCCGUGUGCCGGGAAAGAAACGGAGACGCCAACUCAGAGCUGCGGCCAAGAGCGCGUGGACCAAGACUUUUUUGCGGGCCUCCGAAGCGAAACGGUCGUUCUGCGCCGCUGAAGGUGGGCCCCAACCCCUGCAUUUUUCUGCCUACGGGACUGUGGUUCGUGGUUUUCUUGGUUUUUUUGUUUUUUCCCCCCGUUACAUCUUGACCUUAUGCAAAACUAUUUUUGUACAAAUCCCUUUUAAAAAGUUAUUUAUGCAAAAGUU